CUACUUCAGCAGCAGAGUGUAUGCAUGGAAGAAUCAGUCGUUUUCCUGUGCAUAGAUAACAUUUUAUUUAAUAGUGUUUUUUGCUAGUAAGGUGUGUGUCAUUGAUUACAUGCAUUUUAAGUUGGAGAAGACACUGUUUAUCCUAAGGCUGAAAAGAAGAGGAACAAUCACCAAAGAGUUCUUUGUUUAGCUGCUGAUUAAGUGAGAGUGGGACAGAACACAGCAGAAGCAUAACAGGCAGAAGAGAAGAGAAGAAGUGUUUUGCCCUUCUUAAACAUGGCGGAUGUUGCCCAGAAUCUGCCAUAUUUUUUUGGCAAUAUUACCCGUGAAGAAUCUGAAGAUUACUUGAGGCAAGCUGGUGCAACUGAUGGCCUGUAUUUGUUGCGGCAAAGUCGGAGCUACCUUGGUGGUUAUGCUCUGUCAGUUGCACAUGGCAGACAUUUUUACCAUUAUACUAUUGAAAGAGAGUUGAAUGGAACUUAUGCCAUUUCAGGUGGCAUAUCUCAUAGCAGUCCUGCUGAACUGUGUCAUUAUCACACAUUAGAGAGCAGUGGACUUGUCUGCUUGCUCAAGAAACCAUGUAAUCGGCAACCUGGUGUUCAACCAAAAACUGGACCAUUUGAAGAUCUUAAGGAACAUCUCAUUAGAGAAUAUGUACAUCAAACGUGGAAUUUACAGGCUGAAGCUCUGGAACAAGCUAUUAUCAGCCAAAAACCUCAGCUAGAGAAGCUAAUUGCCACAACUGCCCAUGAAAAAAUGCCAUGGUUCCAUGGAAGGAUUUCUCGUGAAGAUUCUGAGCAGCUCCUUAUCAGUGGAGUAAAACCAAAUGGAUCUUUUCUAAUAAGAGAACGAGAUAAUAAUGGAUCAUAUGCUCUAUGUUUGCUACACGACAGAAAGAUUUCUCAUUACCGUAUUGACCGAGACAAAACUGGAAAGUUAUCAAUACCAGAUGGGAAAAAAUUUGAUACUCUCUGGCAGCUGGUUGAACAUUAUUCAUACAAACCUGAUGGACUUCUGAGGGUCCUGACAGAGCCAUGUCCCCGAGCAACUGGAUGCAAAGAAAGCUUUAUAUUUAAUCGUGGAGCAUGUCCAGCACCUCCUACCCACCAUCAAUUGUCAUCAGUGCAGAGUCCUGCAGACUCCAUGAGACGGAACCGAAGUUCUACAGCAAUAAAUGAGUAUGCACGUAGGCCAAAUGUAGAAGUCACAAAGGAGUCUAUGCCUAUGGACACUGAUGUCUAUCGAGGAAUAUAUGAAGACCCAGAUGAGUUCCGACCCAAGGAUGGCCAAAUUGCUCCAGAACAGCUUACUUUGCUUGAUACUGAACUAGGAUCUGGCAACUUUGGAAAUGUUAAAAAAGGAAUGUUAAAGACAUUAAAAUCUGAAAAAACAGUAGCUGUUAAAAUUCUUAAAAAUGACAACAAUGAUGAGUCAUUGAAGGAUGAGCUCCUCAAAGAAGCCAAAGUCAUGCAGCUACUGAAUAAUCCCUACAUUGUGAGAAUGCUUGGAAUAUGUGAAGGGGAAUCAUGGAUGCUUGUCAUGGAGCUGGCGGGACUUGGGCCUCUAAAUAAGUUCUUGGCUAAAAACAAGAAUGUUACAGAACAUAAUGUAACAGAGCUUGUACAUCAGGUCUCCAUGGGAAUGAAGUAUUUAGAAGAAACAAAUUUUGUUCACAGAGACCUGGCAGCACGAAAUGUUUUGCUGGUCACGCAACAUUAUGCCAAAAUCAGUGAUUUUGGGCUUUCCAAAGCACUUGGAUCUGAUGAAAAUUAUUACCAAGCAAAGACUACUGGGAAGUGGCCAAUGAAAUGGUAUGCCCCUGAAUGUUUAAACUAUCAUAAAUUUUCAAGCAAGAGUGAUGUUUGGAGUUUUGGAGUUCUAAUGUGGGAGGCAUAUUCCUAUGGUCUAAAGCCAUAUCUGCGAAUGAAAGGUAAUGAUGUGACAGUUUUUAUUGAGUCUGGAAAACGCUUGGAGUCCCCUCAACGUUGUUCACCAGAAAUGUACAAUUUAAUGAAAUUAUGUUGGACAUAUGGUAUGGAUGAACGACCUUCUUUUGCUGUAGUUGAACUAAAACUUCGCAGUUAUUAUUAUGACAGUUCUCACUGAUUUGAAGAAGAAGCACAGCCAUGAACUUUUCCAGGGUGUUCGGGACAUACAGUAUCUAGUUUGUGUAUAUACAGUACUAUAUAUAUAAUUUUAUAUACUGUAUGUAUAUAUAUAUAUAUAUAUAUAUAUAUAUAUAUAUAUAUAUAUAUAUAUAUAUAUAUAUAUAUAUAGUGAAAAGUUUACACUCGUUUACAUUUGGUUUCUAUUAUCGAGAAAUCCAGAAUUUAGAAUGCUACAAAUACAGGAAUGCCAUUUUCCAUAGAGUCCUACUUAACGUAGAAUUAAAGUCGUUUCACACUUAGGGGCAGAUUUAUCAAGGGUCGAAUUUCGAGGGUUAAAAAACCCUCGAAUUAGACCCUCGAAGUUAAAAUGCUUCGAAUUCGAAUAUCAAAUUCAAAGUAUUUUAGCGCAAAAGCUUUGAUCGAAUGAUCAAAUAAAAAUCGUUCGAUUGAACAAUGAAAUCAUAUACACUAUAGUAGUACACUAUAUCGAUUCGAACGAUUUUAAGCGAUCGAUCGAAGGAUUUUUAUUCUACCAAAAAAAUUUCGAAAAGUGCUGGGGAAGGUCACCAUAGGCUAACAUUGGACUUCAGUAGGUUUAAUUUGGCGAAGUAUGAAGUCGAAGGUUUUUUUAAAGAGACAGUACUUCGAUUAUCGAAUGGUCAAACAAUUUUUACGUUCGAAUCGUUCGAAUCAUUCGAACCAAUUCGAUGGUCGAAGUACCCAAAAAAUUACUUCGAAAUUCGAAUAUUUUUUCAUUCGAAUUAUUCACUCGAGCUAAGUAAAUCUGCCCCCAGGGGUUGCCAACAACAUGGAUUAGUUUAGUUACCAUCAACAAUGAGGGAGUUCUUUUUUAUUAUAACAUUAAAGAAAGAAGAAUUAAUUGCUUAAAGGAGAAGGAAAGUCGUUAGGCACCCCCAAGUGAAUGUAUUUACUUACCUGAAACCUUGGGCCGGUGCUCCUAUCAGCAGAAAACUGCGGAGUUAUUCCAGUGAGCACCACAAAGCGAUCCUCUUCUGGCGUCUUCUAUCUUCUCAUGGCUGUGCAUGUGCAUUAGAGUGAAAAGUUGAACUUGAACUAAAAAGCCAGCUAUUUCAUUCUACUGCCCAUGCGUCUGCCCCUGGAAAUUUAAAGAAAGAUGAAGCCAAAAAAAGGAUCGAUCCGUGGUGCUUGCUGGUAUGACCCCAGGUACAGUUUUCUGCUGAUAGGAGCACCAGCCCGGGGGUUUCAGGUAAGUAAAUAUAUUCACUUGGGGGUGCCUAACAUUUGGCGACUUUCCUUCUAUUUUAAGCAAUUAAUUCUUCUUUCUUUAAUGUUCUAAUAAAAAAUAACUUCCUUAUACUUGAUGGUAACUAAACGAAUCCAUGUUGUUUGCAACACAAUCCUAUCGGAUUGUUUAUCUGGUAUCUUUAAUCUAUGGCACUCCAAAGUAAAUCCCGAAAGCAUUAGGUACCAAUCAUUCAGGAUAAUAGAUUCCAUAUCCGUAUUUAAAUAUGGUCUUUUUGUGGGUGUAUUUUAAAAUUCAAAUAAGGUACAUAUAUAUGAAAAACAUCUUUAUUUUUAGCCAUAUGGCGCUGACAAUAUAUGUAGCCGUUAUUAUAAUUAAUACAUAUUAAUGUUAUACUUAAUUAAAUGCUCUUUAAAUGUAUUUACCUUUCUGUAAAAUUUAAUUGUGUACCUAAUAAAAUAGGUUUAAGUAUUA
This is a messenger RNA of Xenopus laevis (African clawed frog), 3807 nucleotides long. It is a transcript of the gene syk.S, whose product is annotated as spleen tyrosine kinase S homeolog. Gene Ontology annotation, molecular function: protein tyrosine kinase activity; nucleotide binding; kinase activity. The record is from RefSeq and is marked provisional. NCBI's taxonomy places the organism in Eukaryota, Metazoa, Chordata, Amphibia, Anura, Pipidae. Gene Ontology annotation, biological process: intracellular signal transduction. Gene Ontology annotation, cellular component: cytoplasm; cytosol; plasma membrane.